This is a messenger RNA of Gamsiella multidivaricata, 1116 nucleotides long. RefSeq names its product TMEM164 family-domain-containing protein. Lineage: Eukaryota; Fungi; Mortierellomycota; Mortierellomycetes; Mortierellales; Mortierellaceae. The record is from RefSeq and is a predicted model, not a curated record. The coding region runs from base 151 to 1026 and encodes 291 amino acids. The transcript has 5 exons.
ACCUUAUUUACAGUUGUCCCUCCCUGUUUCUUUUUAUAAGCUUUACACUUUUUGCAUCUCUUUCUGAUUCAUCAUUCCACACCUGGUACCCCUCAUCUUCCUCCUCCCCUUCUCUUCCGAAUCUCUCAUUCAAGCACAAAGGCAACCACCAUGUUUGAAGGACUAGGAGACUGGCUGCUCUCCGUCGCAGCUGAAAUGCCCUUUGAGACCGACUGGGAGUCGUCCUUGCAGGGGUCCUGGUAUCUAUCUCCUCGUCGCCAUACGGUCGAGUUUCUGAUUUACAACGUAGUUUUCUUCCAGACCGCUCGCUAUUUUUACCAUCGCGCUCUCUCACCUGGAUCGCCAAUUUCAAAGAUGUUCGCAUCCUAUGAGCCGCCAUUGAAGAAAUCCAAGAUCGAGAUCGCUGUCAUGGCCACCUUGGCGAUAUCACUCAUGAUCACCGUCGUUCAAAAGUGGUUCCGUGGAGGCAUGAUCUUCUUACUGCAACCUUGCCAUAUGUCGGCCAUGAUGCUGAUCAUCAUCUUGGCCGGACCCAAGAGCAAGAAAUGGCCUCAUAUCCUGCUGAAUGUCUACUUCCAUAUCAUGUGGGGAACAAUGCUGGCCUUGUUGUCCCCAGAUCUUCGCGACUACGACCUAUUCUUCGAGAUCGAGAACUUCUAUAUCGAACAUUACCUCCUACUGUUCGUUCCCUUUUACAUGAUCUGGUCAAACCGCUAUGUGAUCUGGCCCGUAUCCAUUGAUGUGGCUUUCAUGUCCUUUUCACUCUUUGCGCUUUACCACUCCUUCAUCCUGAGCUCUAUGGCCCUUCUGAGGGGACAGAACCUCAACUAUCUGCUGAUGCCUCCUCCCGGUCCCCUGCAGGCGUUCGGAAAGUGGUACCGUCCGGUCAUGUACGCCUUCUGUGUGUUCUUGACCAUGUCCCGGUACUUCCUGAUCGAAUUCGUGAUCCAGAUCUUGCCUCGCCGGAGCAUCUCACCUGCUCAGAGCGAGCGCGCCUCUCGCAACGGCAAACGAAAGACACUGUAAGGCCUAAGCGAAGUGUAUAAUAAGUGGAAGAUCUAGAGCGGAAUCGUACUGAAGCGUUAUCCUGCAAAUAAAAAGUUAUUUAUCGCAUCA